Eruca vesicaria subsp. sativa (arugula) is the source of this 3585-nucleotide messenger RNA. The record is from the annotation of a GenBank genome assembly. Lineage: Eukaryota; Viridiplantae; Streptophyta; Magnoliopsida; Brassicales; Brassicaceae.
GCUCUUUUGGCUUCUCUGCUAUUUCCUCUCUUUACACUCUCUCACCAUAAGUAAAAAAAAAAACGAACCCCAAAAAAAAAAAAGAGUGAAGAAGAUUUCGACCAUUAUCAGCAAAAUCUUAGCUGGAUCCACCACUCUCCAAAAAUAUUUCUAAACAAAAAGAAAAUAAACAGAAAGAAAGCGAAAGAGAAAGAGAAAGAGAGAGAAGUCACUACAGUAUCAGAUCUCAUUCACUGAGAAAAAAAAAGAAGAAAGAAGAACACAAUGCUCUUCUUAUUGUUCUUCUACUUCCUCUUCUCCUCCGUUCUCGCUGACCGCCGAGUCCUCCACGAGCCUUUCUUCCCCGUAGACUCUCCACCACCGUCACCUCCUCAAUCACCUCCCCUUCCUAAGCUUCCUUUCUCCUCCACCACUCCUCCAGACGCCACUUCACCUCCUUUCUUCCCUACAUACCCUUCACCUCCUCCUCCUCCUUCUCCAGCAUCCUACGCCUCCUUCCCCGCAAACAUCUCCUCUCUCAUCGUCCCUCACGCCACCAAAUCUCCUCCCAACUCCAAAAAGCUCCUCAUCGCCGCAAUCUCCGCCGUCACCUCCGCCGCUCUAGUCGCCGCCCUAAUCGCCUUGCUCUAUUGGCGUCGACGAAGAAGAGGAAGAAGUAACGAGAGUAACGUACCGGAUGAUAGCAAGACGUGGACUACCGACAGUAGCCGAAGAGUCUACCCUCCCGCUCCUCCUCAAACAGCUGCGCCUUCAGGACGGCGCAAUGCUGAGGGUAGAGUUAGUAAGCAGAGGACAACGAGGAGCUCAGCCAACACUAGCUCAGAGUUUCUUUACUUGGGAACGAUGGCGAAUCCGAGAGGAGUUGAGGAUCAAUCCGUGAGUAGUAAUCGGAGCAAUAACGGUUCGAGCUCAAGGAAGCUUGAAUCUCCAGAUCUCCAGCCUCUUCCUCCUCUCAUGAAACGAAGCUUCCGUCUAGAGGUUGGAUCAAUAGGAGAGGAGGAAGAGGAAGAGUUUUACUCUCCCAGAGGCUCAGCGAGCGGGCGGGAGACGUUAACCCGGGUCGGAUCGGUUCCGGAUCAAAAAAACGUUAGAUCUGUGAAUAACGACACUAUCUCCUGCUCUUCGUCAAGCUCAGGGUCACCAGGGAGAUCUACUUUCAUCAGCAUUUCUCCCUCGAUGAGUCCGAAGAGAUCCGAACCUAAAGAAACUGUAAUCUCAGCACCAGAGCCGCCGUUGAAGACUUCUCUAGGAACCUCUGAAUCAUCCCCGGGAAAGAUAACUGACUUCAGAUUCGUGAGGUCUCCGUCGUUAGCUUCUUUAUCGCCGGCGAAAAACGCACAAGGAGGAGGAGGAUUAGGUCAAAUCACGAGAUCUCCUACGGUUACGUCUCUCACGACUUCGCCAGAAAGAGAGAACAAAGAAGAAAACACUCUCCUGAAUCUCUCUUCACGGUCAUCUGCUUCAACGUCCCCGGAGAGACGACCUAACGAUACUCCAGAAGCGUACUUGCGAUCUCCUGCGCACUCUUCCGCUUCCACGUCACCGUACCGAUGCUUCCAGAAGUCUCCCGAGGUGUUACCGGCGUUCAUGAGCAAUCUCAGGCAAGGAUUGCAGUCUCAGUUACUCUCUUCUCCGGGACAAGGUUUAGAUGCGUUACAACCUUCUCACAAUCCAGAGUCUGCCUCGUCGUCGUCUCUUUCAUCUUCGCCAGAUAGAGACUUUAGUCAUAGCUUAGAUGUGUCUCCGAGAAUCUCCAACAUCUCAUCUCAAAUCAUACAGCCUCCUACUGUGUCUGCUGCGUCUGAAGCUUCACGAGUGCCACCACCACCUCCACCGCCACCUCCACCGACAUGGGCACGACGGAAUCAGGUGACUUAUAAGGCGUCUAGGCCACCUUCUCUCACGCCGCCUUCACAUCCUUUUGUGGUCCCAUCUGAAAACAUUCCAAAGACUUCACCAGAAGAGACUCAAAGAGAGACGGUUAGUGCUAAUGAGCCUGCAGAGGAAACUCCUAAGCCGAAGCUAAAGGCGUUACAUUGGGAUAAAGUCAGAGCAAGUUCGGACCGAGAGAUGGUCUGGGAUCAGCUUCGGUCAAGCUCCUUCAAAUUAGAUGAAGAGAUGAUUGAAACGUUGUUUGUUGCGAAGUCGUUAGACUCCAAACCAAACCAGAGCCAGACAACUCCAAGAUGUGCUCUCCCGAGCCCGAACCAAGAGAACAGAGUCUUGGACCCUAAGAAGGCUCAGAAUAUUGCUAUCCUGCUUCGCGCACUUAAUGUCACUAUUGAAGAAGUUUGUGAAGCUCUUCUUGAAGGCAAUGCUGAAACACUUGGGACUGAACUUCUUGAGAGCUUACUCAAGAUGGCACCAACAAAAGACGAAGAGCGCAAGUUAAAAGAGUACAAGGAUGAUUCGCCUGUAAAGCUUGGACAUGCUGAGAAGUUCCUUAAGGCAAUGCUAGACAUCCCUUUUGCCUUUAAAAGAGUUGACGCCAUGCUCUAUGUAGCUAACUUUGAGUCCGAGGUUGAAUACCUGAAGAACUCUUUUGAGACUCUUGAGGCUGCUUGUGAGGAACUGAGGAACAGCAGGAUGUUCUUAAAGCUUCUAGAAGCGGUUCUGAAAACAGGAAACCGCAUGAACGUUGGGACGAACCGAGGCGAUGCACAUGCGUUCAAGCUCGACACGCUCCUCAAGCUGGUCGAUGUCAAAGGCGCAGAUGGGAAAACAACUCUCUUGCAUUUCGUUGUUCAAGAGAUAAUCAGAGCAGAAGGCACACGUCUCUCAGGUGAUAACAAUACACAAGCGGAUGACAUCAAAUGCAGGAAACUCGGCCUCCAAGUAGUAUCAAGUCUAUCUUCAGAGCUUAGUAACGUCAAGAAAGCUGCUGCGAUGGACUCAGAAGUACUAAGCAGCUACGUCUCUAAGCUUUCUCAAGGCAUUUCCAAGAUCAACGAAGCUAUCCAAAUCCAAUCAACAAUCACAGAGGAAAGCAGCAGCAGUAGUGAGAGAUUCUUGGAAUCGAUGAACACGUUUCUGAAAAGAGCUGAAGAAGAUAUCAUCAGAGUACAAGCUCAAGAGAGCGUAGCUUUAUCUCUUGUGAAAGAAAUCACAGAGUAUUUCCAUGGGAACUCGGCGAAAGAAGAAGCGCAUCCGUUUAGGAUAUUCUUGGUGGUUAGAGACUUCCUCGGAGUAGUGGACAGAGUCUGCAAAGAAGUUGGGAUGAUAAACGAAAGAACAAUGGUUAGUUCUGCUCACAAGUUUCCAGUUCCUGUGAAUCCAAUGCUGCCACAACCUCUGCCUGGACUAUUCGGACGAAAGCAAUCUUCUUCUUCGUCUUCUUCAUCGUCAGACGAUGAACGUAACUCAUCUCAUUAGUUUAUUAAGAUGGGAUCAGCUUUGUUUGUGUAAAAAGUAUCCAGUUUGUUUUGCAAUAUAUAGAGGAGGUAAACAGAGACGGAAGUAUUUAUUUGUUUUUCUAAAUUUGUGUAAAAUAAUAUAGAUUUACCUUUAAAAUUUGUUCUUAAAUUUUAUUAAUAAAUCAGAAUUCAUUGUCGUUAGAUGAAAAAUAUGUUUGAAACACAGUUUUCU